CAACGACCACGCGGCGUAUACGCAACGCCACGUAGAAAAAGACGAAAUUCGCGCGAUAAGCGAAUCUGCCCGAAAGUCUUCAGCAGUCCUUUACUCUGCCUUAGUCCCGAUCAACUGUUCCGCUUCCAUGUGGCUCGCUCUGUGGCAGCUCGCUUAGCACAAAGACAAUCCGCCUGACGUAUACGCCACAUGGGUCGCGCGUGACACGGCAGCAGCAAGCUGCGUGCUCCUGGGAGGCCCAAACCCACACCCAAGCCAUCCUGCCACCUGCUGUCUGGCCUGUCCCGACUUUAAGCCAAUGCUAAGGCGGGCCUGUGCCAAUGUCUGAAAGUCGACGAGACAGACAUAAAUUCCGAGAACAUAACAGUAUCUGGGGCAGAGCAAAGCAGAGGCAGCAGCAGCCAUAACAACAGCAACAGCUCCGAGCGGAGCGGAGAACGAUAAAUCUUUAACGUGGAUUUUGCAUGUAAGCUAGCAAAAGUCUCCGCCACGGGAUGAUGCAUGAGCCGAGCCGGGAAUUUAAUAUGCACGCUCUCGCUCCCGCUCCCCAGUGCCAUAAGCAACUUCUUGUUUAAAUACUGCAGAACCGGAGCUGGCAGCAGUGAAAGUGCAGCGUUAAUUUGCCCAAUAAAAUGCAGCCUGGAACACCCAUCGUCCCAACCAUGAGGAACUAGCGUUGCGGCCAUAAAUAUCAGCAGCAGCCCCCGAGCAGGGAAAAGAACCAUUCGUGACAAGACAAAGAAAGAAGGAAAGACGUCGGGGAAAGCCAGGGGACCGCAGCAGGGAGCGUGCCGCAUUUAGAGGCAGUCAAACUGCCAGCCGUCGGGCACAUCGCUUCCUGCCUUCUGCUCCUGCCUUCCGCUGAUGGUGCUGCUCCAGCUCUGAGCCGAGCAUUUCCGUUUCUUAUCGCGGCAAUGUAAACGCGUUUCCGUUUAAUGCUCAGCAUCGGCAUCAGGCACACCCACAGUUCCAGUCGCAGUCUGGGAGCGACAUUAAACUAGAAGCUCUGGUCUGGAUUACAAGUAAAUUGGAAAGGAUUUGAAGAUGAGCCCGCAGUCGGCGGUGGUGCUGAUGCUGCGUCUGCUCGGCGCCCUGCUUCUGGCCACUUUUAAUGGUUGGCUGCCAGCGGAGGGACUGCACCUGUCCAGCCUCUCCGUUCCGCGCAUUAUCGAUGUGGCGCAGAAGGCGAAGCUGUUCUGCAGCUACGAAAUGGGAAAUCGGACGCUGAACUCCGUCAAAUGGUACAAGGAUGGGCUGGAGUUUUUCAGAUACUCGCCACUAACACCGCCGACAACAAAUUGGUUCCCCGUGAAAGGUGUCACCAUCGCCGAAGGUUCGUCGCAUUGCAAUCAAUUCAUCUGCAACGUGGAACUGGAGAAGCUCAACAUCCACUCGUCCGGACAGUACCGAUGCGAGGUAUCCGGCGAUGCGCCCGAGUUCAAGCUGAUCGAUCAGACGGCCAAUAUGACAGUCGGUGUCUUGCCUAAAUUCGAUCCAUUCAUAUCGGGUGUGCGCCACGCCUAUAAGUAUCACGACACGCUAAUGGCCAAUUGCAGCUCGGAAUGGUCGAGUCCGGCGGCCAAACUCAUGUGGUACAUCAACAACAAAACGGCGCCCCAGCACAGCCUGCAGCCUCAAGUCAACGAGAUCACACGCAACGUCGAAGGCUUCCCCCUGUUCGCCAGCAACCUGCAGCUGCGCCUCCACCUGGACGACCAGCGCUUCAUCAGCAAGAGCGAGAUGCUGGAGCUGCGGUGCGGCGCGGACAUCAUGGGCCUGGCCAGUGCACGCCGCGAGAGCCGCGUGCGGACCACCGUCCUGGCCCUCAAGGAUGCCGGCACCAACCAGCGAUUCACCGAAAACGGUUCCUGCAUCAGCGGCCGCCCAGCCUCGCUGGCCGCCUGGCUACUGGGCCUCGUCCAAUUGAUGCGAUGGCACCGCUCCCAGAGUUAGUGGCUGGCCUUAAUGGGCGCCCUCUUUGUGGCCUAAGUUUCUAGGACUCACCCACAGAUACAGGUACAGGUACAGGUACAGGCCAAGGUGCAGGUGCAGGUGCAUACGCAGACGGAGGCGACAAAUCAAUCGGGCUCUUCGCACCACUUCGAGCCAAUAGAAAAGUUAACAGCCUAGGCAGCCAACAGUUGAAUGUGUACAUAGUCGAAAUUCUAUUAGUCUAGGACCGUGCAGGAAGCUCAUCCAUUUCCUAUAAGUGUAAUGCAACAUUUGUUUAUGUGUUUGUGUUUGUGUUUGUGUUAUGUGUAAGCAAACAAGAGAAACCCGAAACCCCAAAACCCAAAAAUUGA
Molecule: messenger RNA, 2303 nt
Organism: Drosophila persimilis
Lineage: Eukaryota; Metazoa; Arthropoda; Insecta; Diptera; Drosophilidae
Gene: beat-Vc
Exons: 7
Coding region: 1045-1953 (302 amino acids)
Source: RefSeq, a predicted model, not a curated record